AUGGCAACACACGCAACCGCUGACAAGCCCGUCCUCUACGCCUACUUCCGCUCCUCGUGCUCGUGGCGCGUCAGGAUCGCACUCAACCUCAAGAAAAUUGACUAUGAAGUCCAUCCCAUCAAUCUCCUCAAGGGCGAGCAGAAAUCGGAAGAGUAUCUCAAGAUCCAGCCUUUCGGAUUCGUCCCCGCCUACAUCGAUAACAAGACCGGCCAGACCCUGAUCCAGUCCGUCAGCAUCCUCGAGUACAUCGACGAGACCCAGCCUGGACACGCUUUGCUUCCCAAGGAUCCUCUUGAGCGCGCAACGGUCCGCGCAUUGGUGCAGGCAGUGGCAUCAGACAUUCAGCCCCUCACCAACCUCCGCAUCCUCAACUACGUCGGCGACGAAAAGAAGGUCGAGUGGGCCAAACACUUUUUUGCCGAGGGCUUCAAAGCGUUGGAGAUCAUGCUUCAGAAGACGGCUGGCGUUUACUCUUUUGGUGAUUCGAUCACCAUGGCCGAUUUGGCCCUCGUCCCCCAGGUCUACAACGGUGUCCGCUUUGGCGUUGACAUGUCAGCCUUCCCAAUCAUCUCGCGCAUCAAUGCCACUUUGAGCGACCUGCCCGAGUUCAAGGCCGCCCAUCCCUCCCAGCAGAUUGACUGCCCUGCUGACCUUCGUUAA
Molecule: messenger RNA, 660 nt
Organism: Linnemannia hyalina
Lineage: Eukaryota; Fungi; Mortierellomycota; Mortierellomycetes; Mortierellales; Mortierellaceae
Source: the annotation of a GenBank genome assembly